Molecule: messenger RNA, 599 nt
Organism: Brassica oleracea var. oleracea
Lineage: Eukaryota; Viridiplantae; Streptophyta; Magnoliopsida; Brassicales; Brassicaceae
Product: double-strand break repair protein MRE11A-like
Exons: 1
Coding region: 102-557 (151 amino acids)
Source: RefSeq, a predicted model, not a curated record
GAGAGCGAGAGAGAAAGAGCAAGAGCAAUAUUAAACGAGCUGUGUUUAGAUAUUAAACUUGUGAUCUCUGUCUAAUCUAGAGCCUCUUUCUCAUCAUCGCCAUGGACAAGAUAUCCGCCAUCAAAACUGAAGCAGCAGCUCCUGCUGUGAAUAAGCAAAAGAACAACUCGAUUGAGAAGGAACGAUCUGAUACGAAGGAGAUCAUAAAAGUAUUGGCUGAUCGUCUUCAGAAGAUGGAAGAAAAGAUGGAUUUGUUGAUCUCAUUGAUCAAUUCAAACAAUGAAGCUUCUGUAUCUGUUAAAACUCGCUCUGUAAAAGCUGAGAGAGAGAGCUAUGAGGAGCCUUGUAAGAAAAAAGCUAAAAUAGAUGCCAAGACUCAAACGAAGGAGAGCACUAGUGAUGAUUCUAGUGAGGAAUCUGAUGAAAAUAAGAAUGAUAGCCGUUUCUUUAGUGCUCGUGGUGGCCGCGGUCGUGGUCGUGGUCGUCGUGGUCUUUAUGCAGGUGGUCCUUUUGCUGGUGGUCGUUGUGGCGGUGAUGGUUUCUGUGGCAAAUGUUGAGGUGUUUGCAUCUGAUGAAGAGACCUUUUGCUAUCUUCAGCG